GAUCUCACAAUAAACUUUAAUCUUUUCACUUCAAUAACAAACUCCACAAAAGCAUAUUCUCACAAAUACUUUCGAAAAUAUAAAUAUAAAAUACUCGCAAAUACAAACAAAAAGCAAACGAUAUAAACGAUGGUUAGCGCGGAGGUUAAAACUCGUCAGCUUAGUGCUAAACAAUUUGAGGUCCUCACCAACUGGUUGGAAACCAAGAAGAUCAAUUUGAUGAAUAGCCUGGAGGAUGGCAACAUUGAUCUCAACGCCGUGGCGUCCUCGAUGAAGCUGAUUAACAAGAAAUUCGCAACCACUUCAGUCUAUACAGCACAUAACAACUUUGCCUUGAAGUUGAAGAACUGGGAUAACUUUAAUUUGUUGGUGCUACGCAAAAUGGGCGUAAGCGUCACACGCAAACAGCUGGAGGAGUUGGCCAAGAGUGAAUCUUAUGCACUGUAUAAUUUGCUCUAUCAAGUGAUGUGUGCCGAACGCAGGGGAUUCAAAAUGUUUACUCCCCGACGUUCGGGGUCAUUGAAACCCAACGACAAUCAGGUCAAGACAUUCCGCAACGUGACACCGUCUCAAGCCAUGAAGAAGCCGGAUCAAUCGCCGAAGCAAACACAGAAGCAAACUCCGACACAAACACCGAAGCAAACACCGAAGCAAACUCCGACACAAACACCGAAGCAAACUCAAGGGCGACCGAAACCAAACACUUCUACAUCUCCCAUUCAGACUCAAGUGCGUAAGACUGCACAAGUUUUGGCCAGACAGACUCAAGUUCAGCCCAAGCCAUCCUACAAUAAAGUUAACAAACCAAUUGCAAAGGAAAAUGUUCGAAAGAAAUUCGGUGAUUCGACAACACAGACUGGGGCUUCAAUGCAACAGCUUCAACGUAGUGUUACUUGGACAAAGAAGAGUUUUAAGGAAGCGGCUGUCGACUGUAAGAUCUUCGAUGCGAUCAUCAUCAUGCAGUUGGAGACUCGCAUGGAUCAGCUCAAUGAGAAGAUCGACGACAUGAUGGCACAGCAAGACCAGUCAAGUUCUCGUAAGCAGGAGGCGUCCGAACAGAAGCUGCCAAGGAAGUCGGAACCAAACCAGCUCGAAUUUCUUGAUUUUCUGUUUGAGCCGCUCGAAAUGCAGGAGGCGUCCAAACAUGAGCUGAUAACGGAGUCGGAACCAAACGAGCUCGAAUUUCUUGAAUCCCAGUUUGAGCCGCUCGAAAUGGAGUCGGAGCCGGAUCUAGUGUCAUAGGAGAAACCUAACCCAAGAAGGAAGUUUAAUCAAGAGCGCGGCGCCAUGGACAAACCGACUUUCUGGGAGCGACACGAAGCGAAGUUCUACACAUUCGGCCACUUCUAUGCGAACAUCUAUGGCCAGGUGAUGAUCGACUACAUGCCGCACGAGCCGUUGAAGGGUCCCC
This is a messenger RNA of Drosophila albomicans, 1411 nucleotides long. RefSeq lists its product as uncharacterized. The transcript is spliced from 2 exons. The record is from RefSeq and is a predicted model, not a curated record. Bases 130 to 1242 code for a protein of 370 amino acids. Lineage: Eukaryota; Metazoa; Arthropoda; Insecta; Diptera; Drosophilidae.